AUGCCUCCAACAGGUCUCGCCAUCCUGCUCGGCGCCGGCCCCACAACGGGCUCCGGUAUCGCUCGGGUCCUCGCCCGGCCAUCCCAAGGGAACCUCGCCGUCGCCUUACUCUCGCGCAGCGGCGACGUCCAGCUCGCUGAACGCUUGUCGCGCGAAUCCAACGGCGGCGUGCUCAAAGCAUUCAAAACCGAUACCUCGGAACUGAGCUUGAACAACGCAUUCGACGAGAUCAAGCAAUGGUCCGAAUCGCUGGGCAAGGAAAUGAAGUUGAAACUGGCCGUCUGGAGCAUCAAACACUCGCACAAGACGCCCUUCGAGGACGAGUCCGCCCAGCGCUUCGGCGAUAGUUUGCAGAUCUACGUCACCGGGGCCAUGGUGUUCAGCCAGCUUUGUCUCAAAUGGAUGCUGGCCCAGCACCCAAAGGACGUGGAGAAGAGCCUAGAAAGUGGGGGAGAGGAGAUGAUCAAGAAAGGAACGCUGAUUUUCACGGGCACCUUGGGCGCUUUGAGGACCAAUCCGGGGUACGCCGCCUACGGGGCCGGAAGGGCGGGCGUGAGGAUGCUGGCGCAGAGUCUGGCAAGGGAGUACUCUGCCAAGGGUAUCCACGUUGUCCACGCUAUUGCCAACGGCGGCAUCGUCGAUACCGAUUUGUCUACCGAAAACGGCGGGGAGACAGAGGCGGAGGCGAAAGAUAAAAUGGCCAAAGUCAUGCUGGGAGAGAGAAUCCGUGCCGAAAGUGUGGGCAGAUUGUACCUGGACUGCAUGCGGCAGAGCUGCGAUUUGUGGGUUCAUGAGUUGGAUAUGAGGCCCGCAAGGGAGAAAUUUUGA
Molecule: messenger RNA, 828 nt
Organism: Cladophialophora bantiana CBS 173.52
Lineage: Eukaryota; Fungi; Ascomycota; Eurotiomycetes; Chaetothyriales; Herpotrichiellaceae
Exons: 1
Coding region: 1-828 (275 amino acids)
Source: RefSeq, a predicted model, not a curated record